CAAAACACUCAUAUUAGUGUAGUACAUUACACAAUGGCUAAAUUAUGUUCUUCUUGCAAUCUUCUUCUUCUCGUUCCUCUUCUUUUCAUCUCGGCUUUAGGAGCAUUGCAGUACUCGGGCGCUAACUCGGAUCAGACUCCGGUGUUUUUCAUAUUUGGAGACUCAACCUUUGAUGUUGGGACUAAUAACAACUUAUUGAACAGCGGGGCAAAGUCUAAUUUCCCCUACAAUGGGAUCGACUUUGCCAACUCUACGCCCACCGGGAGGUUCAGUAACGGCUUUAACACCGCCGACCAAAUAGUGAGGCUUUUCGGGUACGAGAAAAGCCCGCAGCCAUAUCUCACCCUAGUGCAAGACCCGUCCACCUUCAAGACGAACAUCCUUCAUGGCGUGAACUUUGCGUCGGGCGGAGCCGGCAUCCUCGAUGCCACUGGAAACCAAACCUACGGAGAGGUGGUGUCGAUGGGGCAGCAAGUCCAGCAAUUUCAGUUGGUCCAAGGAAACAUCACCGAGGUGUUGGGCCCGGAUGCGGCCGCUCAUUUCCUCUGCAAGUCACUGUUCCUCAUCAGCAUCGGGAGCAACGACAUCUUCGAUCACUACCGUUACAACCGGGAUACCGUCUCCCAGCAGCAGCUGAUGGCUUCUCUCAAUUCCACCUAUUAUGCUCAUCUGAAGAACUUGUUCAACCUGGGAGCUCGUAAAUUCGGCAUCGUGAGCAUUCCCCCGAUCGGGUGCUGCCCAUACGCACGGCUCCAGAACACAACCACCACGGGAGGACUACCAGGUUGCCUUACAGAGCUGAACGACGACGCUCAGGCUUUCCAGCUGAUGGUGGCUUCUCUCCUAGAGGGGCUCAAGUAUGAGCUGAACCACGAGUUCAAAUACUCCCUCGGGGAUGUUUACACGAUGACCAAUAUCAUGUUGGGGAAUCCUGGCAAAUUCGGGGGGUUCAAGGACGCCGUGAUGGCUUGCUGCGGGAAGGGACAGUUGAAUGCCAAGAAGCCGUGUAAUAUAUCAGAGAACCCGAACCUGUGCCCGAAUAGAUCUGAAUACGUGUUCUGGGACAUGUUCCACCCGACGGAGCAUGCUGCAGGACUAGUUGCCGAAACCCUCUAUGAUGGAUUUUCCCCUAUCGUCGUCCCAAUGAACUUCAGCCAACUCGCCCAGAUCUAAUGCCCUGCUUACCGAUCAAAUUCCUAUGUCUUCACGAUAGCCCCGUAUUAUAUAUGGAACUAUAAUAACUAAACCGUUAUGUUAUUCUGGCUUGCGAAUGUUUACGAGAAAAGAAGCAAUACAGAAUUGCCUAAAUACAUGGAGCAUUUGUUUAAA
Molecule: messenger RNA, 1329 nt
Organism: Punica granatum (pomegranate)
Lineage: Eukaryota; Viridiplantae; Streptophyta; Magnoliopsida; Myrtales; Lythraceae
Source: RefSeq, a predicted model, not a curated record